Molecule: messenger RNA, 639 nt
Organism: Brachypodium distachyon (stiff brome)
Lineage: Eukaryota; Viridiplantae; Streptophyta; Magnoliopsida; Poales; Poaceae
Product: 60S ribosomal protein L35a-1
Exons: 4
Coding region: 95-433 (112 amino acids)
Biological process (GO): cytoplasmic translation; ribosomal large subunit biogenesis
Cellular component (GO): cytosolic large ribosomal subunit; ribosome
Molecular function (GO): structural constituent of ribosome
Source: RefSeq, a predicted model, not a curated record
CGCCUCCAACGCGCGCCGUCGCAUCGCCCUCAAGAAGCCUCCACCAAACUCCCCAGCUCUCGUCUCCGGCGGCGGAAGGUAAACAGCAGCAGCCAUGGUGAAGGGACGCACGGGACAGCGCGUCAGGCUCUACGUCAGGGGCACCAUCCUCGGAUUCAAGAGGUCGAAGUCGAACCAGUACGAGAGCACUUCGCUGGUGCAGAUCGAGGGGCUCAACACCAAGGAGGACGUGUCGUGGUACGCCGGCAAGCGCAUGGCGUACGUCUACAAGGCCAAGACCAAGAGCAGCGGCACCCACUACCGCUGCAUCUGGGGCAAGGUCACCCGCCCGCACGGCAACUCCGGUGUCGUCCGCGCCCAGUUCAAGUCCAACCUCCCGGCAGAGUCCAUGGGGCGCAAGGUUAGGGUGUUCAUGUACCCAAGCAGCAUCUAAGGUUUUAUUGAACUAGGGCCAGUAAUGCUUAUUUCUUACUUUUGCCGUGAGCCCAAAAUGUGAUGAAUCUAUGCUAUGUUGGCAAUUGAAACUGUUCGCCAUGUAUUCAGGGACCCUGUUGAAGUUUUGGUUAGACUCGUUGUGAAAUGUGCGGACCAUUUUAGUAUUGUUAUAUCAGCACUGAAGCGUAAUUUGCCAUCACUUUA